AUGAGUUUUUCAGAAUAUAACAACCAGCUUGAUGCAUUCACCCUCUACCACAUCGUCCAGCAGGAGGAAGGAAAAGGUGCGAGCUACGAUGGUGGACCACUUCUGCCUGCACUUGGCCAUGCAUUGGCCGGAGGCGUGGCAUCUGCUCUAGCGAAGUCGGCGGUCUACCCGAUCGAUACCAUCGUCACGCGAAUGCAAGUUCAAAACCAUUUGAAGGGCGAGAGGGAGGCACCUUCUGCUGCGAGUGAUGCCGAUGCAGAAUAUGGCUCGCCACUGGACGCUGCGAGGAAGAUCUACAAGAACGAGGGCGGAUUGGCAGCAUUCUACACUGGAGUCGGGCCAGACGUUGUUAAGGGACUGAGCGACUCGUUUCUGUUCUUCCUGGCGUAUGCAGCCCUCCGCCAGGGCUUCCUCAAGAGGCAAGAGUCGAAGAGUCUGCCAGUGUUGAAGGAGUUGAGCGUUGGGGUACUUGCAGGAGCCUUCUCCAAGGCCAUCACGUCGCCCAUCCAGAACAUUGUCACGCGGCAGCAGACGGCAGCAUUGAUCGCCGCUCGGGACCCAGCGUCGUCAAGUUCAUCAGGAGAUCGCAGCAAGGCGAGUGUGCGGGACAUCGCCAAGCAGAUACACUCCGAGAAAGGUCUUUCAGGCUUCUGGGCUGGCUACAGUGCCCAGCUAAUCCUCACGCUCAACCCAGCAAUCACAUUCGCAGUAGAUAAUGUCCUGCGAAGCCUGGUGCCGAAGAAGCAGCGGGAAACCCGAAGCGCUCAGGUCACUUUCCUGGUGGCAGCACUGUCCAAAGUGGUAGCCACAGCCUUGACAUAUCCGGUCAUGUUGGCCAAAGCUCGAGCGCAAGCUUCGCAGGGCUACGAAUGGAUCGGCGAAUCACACAAAUACACUCCCUAUCCCGACAACAAGACCAAAGUGAAAGAGACUUUGCGUAGAGUACUCCGRAUCUUCGAGGGCCAGGUUGCGCUGUACUACUCUCUGCGCAAGAUCUACCGCACCGAAGGUGUCAAGGGCCUCUACUCUGGCAUCGAGGGAGAAGUUGUGAAGGGGUUCUUGCAGCACGGUUUGACCAUGAGCUUGAAGGACAAUGUCAUGGGCGGCAUUAUUCAAUUGUAUUACGUGCUGCUCAAGCUCACCAAGCGCUGGGAGGGAGAGUUGGAGAAGGUCCAACGCAAUGCUGGUGUAGUUGCGAAGGGAGUGGUGGAGAGUGCAAAGGAGGGUGCAAAGGAUGUGCAGCAGCGUGCAGAGAACAUUGGAACUUCGUUGGUGGAAGAGGCGAAGCAUUUGGGGAGCAAGGCGACUGGGGAGGAGAACUAA
Molecule: messenger RNA, 1323 nt
Organism: Ramularia collo-cygni
Lineage: Eukaryota; Fungi; Ascomycota; Dothideomycetes; Mycosphaerellales; Mycosphaerellaceae
Product: related to peroxisomal ATP carrier
Exons: 2
Coding region: 1-1323 (440 amino acids)
Source: RefSeq, a predicted model, not a curated record